AUGACUGACUACUCAAGAUUUGAAGACGAUAUUAUUGUUAACUCAUAUCAUGCCCAAUCACCUAACCGCAAUGGAGAUGUUCCAUUAAGUAUUAAUGAUUCAACAAUACCAAAUGAAGAUGGUGAAAAUAUAGAUUUAAGAAAUCACUUUGACGGUCGCCUUGAUGUGAUAUUUAGUGAUGGUGAUCGUAGAAUAGAUGUAAAUCAAUUUUGGGAGAUGAACUACCAUGAAGCAUCUAUAUUCCUAGAAGAAGGAGAAAAUAAUGAAAAAUUUGAUUCUCAUCCACAUGAACCUGAAGCUCUUCCAGCUUACCUAUUGGUACACAAUGAUUGGUACUAUGGAAUGGAUUUAGCUACAUCAUUAGUUUUGAUUGUAUUAGCAUUUGCAGAAGAUCCAGCCACACCACCAUUUAAAAUGCCAAUUGCUCUACACAGUAUUAUUGAACUGUUUGCCUUGGCAGUAAUUGGUCUUGGUUUAGCAUUAAAACUUAGAUGGAUGGGUUGGUUAACAAUUUUGAAACACAAACGGACCAUGUUAAAAUGUAUUACAUUGACAAUAAUGAUUGUUGAAGCAUUUGUAGUGUUGAUACGUCAAACAUCUCAUUUCCGAGUAUCAAGAGCAUUGAGGCCAAUUUUCUUAGUCGAUACUCAUUACCUGGGCGGUGUUCGGCGAUUUAUUCGACAAAUACUCCAAUCAUUACCUCCAAUAUUUGAUAUGUUGUUGUUGAUAUUUUUUUUUGUCACUGUAUACUCUGUGCUUGGGUAUUAUUUAUUCAAAAGUACUACAGAUGUACACAACCAUUUUGACACUUUAUUUAACAGUUUUGUCAAUAUGUUUGUUUUGUUAACUACAGCCAAUUUUCCAGAUAUCAUGAUGCCAGCUUAUUCAAAAUCUAAGUGGUAUUCUCUGUUCUUUAUUUCAUACUUAUGCAUUGUAUUAUAUCUUCUCAUGAAUUUGAUGUUGGCUGUGGUUUAUGAAACAUUCACUAGUAUUGAAAGAGAUAAAUUCCGAAAAUUACUAUUGCACAAACGCCAAGCAUGUAAAAAUGCAUUUAAACUACUUUUGACUAAAGAAAAUCCUAACCAAAUGGAGUUUGCUCAGUUUGAAGGAGUAAUGAGAUAUUAUGCCCCCAAAAAAGGCAACCGAGAUUUAUUAGUGAUGUUUAGAUAUUUGAACACAAGUGGAACUGGUUCAUUGACCAUUGAAGAAUUUUACGGGAUAUAUGACUCUGUAAUGAUGACUUGGCAACCACAAGCUUUAGAUACACCUUGGUACUUCACAGCAUCUCCUACAGUACAACGAAUUUGUCAAACUGCAAAUUCAAUAAUUUCAUGGCCAUACUUUGAUCAUAUAUUUUAUGUUUUAACGACCUUGAAUGGUAUUGCAAUGAUUGAACGAGGAAUGCAAUCUUAUCCUAGUUUACAAACCUCAGUACUUGCAUUUAGUGCCGGAUGGGACACUUGCUUCUUCUUAGCAUGUUUUACUCUAGAAGUAGCAUUGAAGACACUUGGCAUGGGAUUAGAGCGCUAUUUUUCAUCUGGCUGGAAUUUAUACGACUUUGUUGUGACCUUUGGAGGUUUGAUUGCAGUAAUAUCUCUACGUCUGUUUCCAGAUUUUGUCUAUGUAGUCGUUUUUAGACCACUUAAGUUGUUGCGAUUGUUUAAAUUGAAGAAGCGCUAUCGAGACAUUAUUGGUACUAUGGCAAUCUUAUCACCUUUAAUUAAGUCAGCUGGAUGUGUUAUGCUCGUCAUGUAUUAUUUUUUUGCCAUAAUUGGAAUGGAACUGUUUGCUGGUUAUGAUAUGAGAAAUUGUUGCAAUGGCACAAACAUUGAAACAUAUUAUAAAUACACUCCUGACAAAUCUGGUUAUUAUUAUUUAAACACUUUUCCUAAUUUGGCUGUCAGUCUUGUAACAUUAUUUGAAUUAACGGUUGUGAAUAAUUGGUUCGUUGUGAUGAAUGGAUAUGCGACUAAAGUUCAUGCUGCUAGUCGAGCAUACUUUGUAUUAUUUUAUCUCUUCACCAUGGUUGUGUUAACUAUAGUUGUUGCAUCAGUUCUUGAAGCUUUUAGGUUCCGAAUUCAAUACAAAAAGCAAACUACAAAACGAGACGAGGAAAAAUUGCUCCAUGAGGAGAUUGAAUUAAAAUGGGAAGAUGUUAUGAAUUAUGUAAAAGAUUUCCAAGCAUUACAAAAAUACCGAUCAGAUAUGUUUGUUGGAGUUGGUAAAAUAUCAUUUCUGGGAAGUCGACCAAGAAAUCGUCAAGUAUUACAGCGACGAAUGUAUAGACAUGAAAUUGAACAAUGGAUGCAAGAAGCUGCUGCUAUUGAUAGACGUCUAUAAACCAUCGAGUUUUUAAACAAUGAAGAAAAUUAAUUUAACUGAUGGGUUCAAUUUAAAGGUAGCUUACUUAUUUACCUUUGUCAUACAAUUCGUAUAAGGCGAGAAUAAUUAAUAAUUUUAUUUAACAAUUAACCUAUGCUAAUAAUUUUUUCAUUUGAAACAUAUUUAACAAUUGAAACUUAUUUUUUUUUUAAGUUAUAUGAAAAUUAAUUUUUUCAAAUCACAUUUUGAUUGUAUAUUAAUUUAAGAUUAUGCACUUAUGAUACUUAUCUUAUAAGUUCACAAAGUACUUAAGAGCAUUAUUGAAGAAAUUGGCUGGCAUUUUAAAGUGCUGUUCAUUGAGUUACAGACAAAACUAUUACAUUAUACAGUAUUGAAAAAAUUAGCCUGUGAUUAUAGUAUUAUUUCGAACAAAUAUGAUCAAGUAUUCAGUUACUAUUUUUUUAGUUUUUUUUAUUUUUUAAUUUAAUUUAUCAUUAUUGUUUUUUCUGUAUUAAUAUUAUUUAUUUCUGUUAUGAAUCAAAUAUUUUUUCUGUGAUUUAUUUUUUAUUACAUUAAAUAUUGAAUUACACCUAGUAUUAUUCAAUACAAAUUUUAAGUUGAUAAGACGAUUAUACCUAACUGUGAGAUAAUAAAUUAAUAUUUAUCUAAUUACUUAAAAAGAGUUUAAAUUGUUGAUUUAAAACACCUAAACUCAUGGGUUGGUGAAUAAAUAUGUAAGUUCUGAAUGAAACUAAACUUUAUGCCUAUUCAAGAUUCAAUUCAAUUUCUAUAUGUGAUUUACUCCAUUAACUCUUCUUUUUUGGGCUUAUGAGUUUAAUUUUUAAUAAUACCACUAUAUUUAAAAGAAAAUGUAUCAAUAUUCAUCUAUUUAUGUAUGACAGUAAAAAAAGCUAUGUUGAUAAUUUAUUAUAUAUUAUAAAAACAUACAAUUGUUAUGAACCCUUGAUUUAAACAUGUUAUUAAAUAUUUAAUACUUUAUACACUAUUAUUAAAACUCUAACAAUGUAUAAUGACUAAUACCAUCCACAGUAUAUAAGUAUAUACAGAGUAUAUAUAACCAUUUUAAUGUUUUUUUUUUUUUUACAUUUUUAACUUUAUUUCUAGUUAAUGUUUUUAAUUACUAAUGUAUUAAUAAUGUAUAUUGGAAAGCCACGAUUUUUAUAACAUAAUGUAUUUUUUAAAAAUCCGAGGUAAUAUUUGUGUAAGUAUUUUAAUGGUUAAAUCACUUAUUUCCAUCAUGGUUAUAAGUCUUAAAUUUAAACAGGAGGUGGGCAAAUAUAAUAUAGGACUUAACCUAACACAGAGAGCACUCUGUAAAUAAUUUUUUUAACCAAACAUUAUUGCAUCAUUAUGUUAGUUUAGCUAGUAACACAUAAUUUUUAAUAACUAUAUAAUAUUUUAAGUAGCAUAAUUGUGUUAUUAUUUCGUUAAAUUUUAUCUGAAUUAUUUUAUUAUUUAAUUAUAACCUCUCACUUAUUAAAUGCUAUUAUCUUUGAUGUUUAUCAAAAUAUUUGUGUACUUUCACAAUACAUGGCCAUAAUCAUUGAUACUUUCUUAAGUUUCUUUUAUCACAUAAGCUAAAAAUAGCUGUAAACAUAUAUUAUCACUAUAUAUAUAUAUUAUACCUAUAACCUAUGUUUAAUUAUAAUGUAAAACAAACAAAAUAGAUUUUACACAUCAAGUAUUUGAUCUUUUGCAAAUAUAUUGUAGCUGUGAUCACAUAGUAUUAUUAAUUACUAUAAAUAUAUUUAUAUAUGACAGUGCAGUCCAAAAAUUUUAAGUCUUCCUUACAAUUUCUCGAAUAGAAUGAUUAUACAGUUCCUAAAAAUUAAAGAAAUUAAAUUAUUAGUAUUGACUUGAGUAUUUUUCAAAAACCACUGACACUUUU
Rhopalosiphum maidis (corn leaf aphid) is the source of this 4231-nucleotide messenger RNA. RefSeq names its product two pore calcium channel protein 1-like. Gene Ontology annotation, biological process: monoatomic ion transport; transmembrane transport. The record is from RefSeq and is a predicted model, not a curated record. Gene Ontology annotation, molecular function: voltage-gated channel activity; monoatomic ion channel activity. Bases 1 to 2340 code for a protein of 779 amino acids. NCBI's taxonomy places the organism in Eukaryota, Metazoa, Arthropoda, Insecta, Hemiptera, Aphididae. The transcript is spliced from 13 exons. Gene Ontology annotation, cellular component: endosome membrane; lysosomal membrane.